AAUUAUGAACCUAAUGGAUUUGAAUUAAAGUGAAUUAAACUAAAUUAAAAGACUAAAAAUAAGUCCAAUAGAACAUAGUCUAAUUCUUUCAAAUAUUUUCAAUGUGACCCCUUUCAAACUUUAAUGAGAGUAAUAACAAAUUAGAAAAUUAGAUACAAAAUGAGAUAAGCAUAAUCUUUGCAUAGUAUCAUUAAUUAAUCGGUAGAAUCUUCAUAUCAAUCAUUUACUUUAGCUCUAUUAAAAAAAAAUAAAAAAUCAUUUACUUUAGCUUUUUCACUCUUGCUUGAUUAUACGUAGUAUAAUAUUAGUAAUGGUAAAAACCAAAUUAUAUAGAACUGUUAAUCUCUAAUAGUCUAAUACUACCAUAAAGGUUCUAAAUUAGUUAAAACCGUCAAUAUUAUUAACAGUUUUACACUUAUUAAUGUCAAACCUUAAAAUCGAGUCAAUAAAUGGUAUUGUGAGAAGAACUUUUUAAAUCAAUGUAUAUAAGCCUAUAAGGAAUUAGUUUAUGUUACGAAAUAUUAUACUUGUAUUGUUUUGGCAAAUCACCCCAUUAUGAAUUAUGCAAAAGCAAUUGAAAUUUUAGAAGAAAAAAAAAAAGAGCACAAUUCAAGAAGUUAGAAAGCCCAAGGAGAAAGAAAGAGACAACUUCUAAGUUCUAACCCAUAUGCUACUCCAACACAACCUUUCUUCUCUCUUUAUCAUCUCCUUUAUAAUUUUACACUGCAAUUGCUUGCCUUCAUUUCAAAUUUUUUCGGGUUCAAUUUUUUCAUGAUUGUUGUCAGACAUUAUUCAUGGGAGCUCAGAAGAGCAUCCAUGCUGGUAAAGCCAAAAUUGAUGUCAAUGUAGAUUUGAGUCACAAGCUAUGCGCUGCUUUAAUGCUGCCCCCUUUCAGGAAUUCUGGAGGUCCUCUUUCAUUAGUUAUUGGGAGUUUAUGCAUUAAGCACCCUAAUUUAUUUGGUGGAAGUGAGAAGCUUGAUGUGUUUUGGGACAAAGGAUUGUAUGACACAAAUGUUGUGGUGGCUUAUAGGAGGCCUAGGCCUGAAUGGCUUCCUCAGCAGUCUGUUGUGGUUCAGCAUUCUAUUUCACCUGAGAUUGGAGUUCAUGGUUUGCCCGUCGAUAACUUCUCACAAUCUGGGAGUGGGGGUGUAAAUCUCUGUCGCUCCUCCGUGGGUUUAGAAUUGAGUGAGCCUGCUAGCUCCAAUUGGAGCAGUACAACCAGUGUAAAAUUUGAGCAUGUUUGCCCUAUGAGCGAUGAAGGACGCCCUAUAAACCGAGAUCUUGAUGGUUUUCCGGUGACUUGCAGCGGAGGCACCCAUGAUAGUAUGGUGGUGUUAAAACAAGAAACUCGUUACGCCAGGGCAAAUGACAAUUUCUUUAGUCGUUUCAGCUUGCAGAUAGAACAAGGAGUUCCAGUUUUGUCCAAAUGGCUUGUUUUUAACCGAUUCAAGUUUGUUGGCACUAAGGGUAUCAAACUUGGGCCUUCUAUUUUAUUGACAAGUAUUACUGGAGGUUCCAUUGUGGGGGAUAUGGCUCCUUACCAAGCAUUUGCUAUUGGUGGUCUUGGUAGUGUUAGAGGGUAUGGUGAAGGUGCUGUUGGAACUGGAAGAUCAUGUUUGGUUGCCAACAGUGAUUUAACGUUCCCGUUGAGCAAAAUGUUAGAAGGUGCAAUUUUCUUAGAUUACGGAUCUGAUCUGGGUUCUGGUCGGCUUGUUCCUGGAAAUCCAGCCUUGCGACAAGGCAAACCAGGAAGCGGAGUUGGGAUAGGAUAUGGCUUACGCUUCAAAUCACCAUUUGGCCACUUCCAAGUUGAUUAUGCUAUGAAUAGUUACCAACAGAAAACUGUCUACUUCAACAUCACCAAUGUAUCUUCAUAAAUGACUCUUGCAAUUCCUUUGCAGACCACAAUGAAGACUUUCCUGAUUAGUUUUUAGCUGAUAUUUACUCGACGAUUCAUUAUUCUUUACAAUCCCUGGUAUCUUCACCUACAAUGUACAAAUGUUGAUGAUGAAGAACAUUAUUGACCGCGGCUUGAAAUGCAAGACUUGCUUUCACCAUCAA
Messenger RNA from Chenopodium quinoa (quinoa), 2061 nucleotides. RefSeq names its product outer envelope protein 80, chloroplastic-like. The transcript has 11 exons. Gene Ontology annotation, biological process: chloroplast organization; embryo development ending in seed dormancy. Gene Ontology annotation, cellular component: outer membrane. The record is from RefSeq and is a predicted model, not a curated record. The coding region runs from base 795 to 1877 and encodes 360 amino acids. Lineage: Eukaryota; Viridiplantae; Streptophyta; Magnoliopsida; Caryophyllales; Amaranthaceae.